AUGGCAGAGAGCGAGCUUGCCCCCAAGUUCGCCCCGUUCUUUUCCUUUGCUGGCAUUGCUGCUGCAAUGAUCUUUGGGUCGGCAGGAGCAGCUUAUGGCACAGCAAAGUCAGGCAUCGGUAUUGCGGGUGUGGGAACAUUUAGAUCCGAUCUGAUUAUGAAGUCCCUCAUUCCCGUCGUUAUGUCCGGUAUCAUCGCAGUUUAUGGUCUCGUUGUCGCAGUUCUCAUUGCGCAAGCAGUGGGCCCAACAACCAACAUGAGCUUGUACACAGGCUUUAUGCACCUGGGUGCAGGACUAUCUGUCGGUCUUACAGGCGUGGCUGCUGGGUAUACAAUCGGAGUGGUGGGAGAUGCGGGUGUUCGGGCAUACAUGCAACAAUCGCGAGUCUAUGUUGGAAUGAUUUUGAUCUUGAUUUUCGGUGAAGUUCUUGGUCUUUAUGGUACUACCGCAACUACGAGUACAAUACGGUUGCAACACUCGCCGAAUGAGGCGCCAGGCACCAUGGUGUUUCCUAGACCAAACGGAUCCCUCCACCAGAUCGAAAAGUCCAUUGUCGAAUCCCUCCGCUCGUCUCCGCGAUCCUCCAACCCAUUUCUUAUCACCGAGCGCCAGGGCGAGAAACAACUGUGUAUCCAAUCAAGGACGUUGCGCGUGACUGAUUUUGUCCUCAUCAAGACCCUGGGAACUGGCACUUUUGCUCGGGUAUGGCUCACAAGGUUGAAGGACCAAAAGGACAAAAGCAAAGUCUAUGCUCUAAAAAUUCUUCGAAAGGCAGAUGUGAUCAAACUCAAGCAAGUGGAACAUGUGCGCAACGAACGAAAAGCCCUGGCUGCGGUCAUUGAUCACCCUUUCAUCACCACCCUCAUUGCGUCUUUCUCGGAUGAAAAGAGCCUCUACAUGCUGCUGGACUACUGCCCUGGAGGCGAGAUAUUCACAUAUCUUCGCAAGCAAAGACGCUUUAGCGAGGAGACUUCGAUUUUCUACGCCGCCGAAAUUACAAUGACAAUUGAGUUCCUCCAUGAUGUCCAUGGAAUUGCUUACAGGGACCUCAAGCCGGAAAAUAUCCUACUGGACGCCGAUGGUCAUCUCAAACUCGUUGACUUUGGAUUCGCGAAGCAAGUCGACAACCGCGAGACAUACACCCUUUGCGGCACGCCGGAAUAUCUCGCCCCGGAGGUUAUUCAAAAUAGCGGUCAUGGACUUGCUGUGGACUGGUGGGCGCUUGGAAUCCUGAUCUACGAGUUUCUGAUUGGCCAGCCCCCAUUCUGGGAUCAAAACCCUAUGCGAAUCUAUGAGCAGAUCGUCGAGGGUCGCCUGCGCUUCCCCCCGAAUAUGCCGCCCGCAGCGCAGAAUAUUGUCUCUCUUCUCUGCAAAACAAACCCAACGGAACGACUCGGCCACAUUUCUGGUGGCUCGACCCGAGUCAAGUCACAUCCGUUCUUCCAAAAUGUCAUUUGGGACGAUUUAUUCUACCGCCGGGUGAAGGGGCCUAUACUUCCCCGCUUAUCGCACCCCGCGGAUACUGGUAACUUCGAGGAGUACCCGGAUCCCCCCGACGUCAGACACGCCAACAUCUACACCGACGACCUGAAGAAGAAGUAUGAGGCAUUAUUUAGUGACUUCUGA
Penicillium salamii is the source of this 1626-nucleotide messenger RNA. NCBI's taxonomy places the organism in Eukaryota, Fungi, Ascomycota, Eurotiomycetes, Eurotiales, Aspergillaceae. The record is from the annotation of a GenBank genome assembly.